Messenger RNA from Zophobas morio, 3383 nucleotides. It is a transcript of the gene Pkg21D, whose product is annotated as cGMP-dependent protein kinase, isozyme 1. Gene Ontology annotation, molecular function: ATP binding; cGMP-dependent protein kinase activity. Gene Ontology annotation, biological process: protein phosphorylation. The record is from RefSeq and is a predicted model, not a curated record. The transcript is spliced from 11 exons. The coding region runs from base 207 to 3176 and encodes 989 amino acids. Lineage: Eukaryota; Metazoa; Arthropoda; Insecta; Coleoptera; Tenebrionidae.
UUGUUACACUGAGCCAACCUAACGCAACUUCACUGUUUUUAUUUUAAGUACUUGACAACUUGUUCAAUGACUCUAUAAAUAACGAUACUUUGUUCAUUUUCGUCAAGUGUCUGCGAGAUAGACUUUUUGUGUUUCCUCAAAUCCGUACAUCAUUACAAAUGUGUCUCAGCCUGCUGCCAGUGUGACGAAAAUUGAAAGUUUUCCUAAUGGUCGAUUCCGGAGUGCAGCCUCCAACGGCAUCCUCGAUGAAGCAAAUAAAUAACCUGCUGGUGAAAGAAUCGUACAGUUUAAAAUUGUAUCCCGCCUCGGUGAGCGAGCUCUCGGCGAUGAUUGGCCAUGCGCGCAAAGAAUCCUUUCCGGAGUGCGCACCCUUCGCAGCCGCCCCCGGGGACGGCGAAGCGCGCGGCUUCUUCAAAAAAUCGCACACGUGCGGCAGCCUCUACGCAAAGUGCGGUUGCAACAAUGACAGCUCCGCGUUUCCUCUCGUCCAGACCUAUUCGAACCCGUCGCCCGAGCCGCCCCCCAGCCCCCCCAAGAGGGGCUCCACGCCGGUCAUAGCCUCCGUCUACCCGAAGUUGGACGCCAAACGCCUCUCCAACCCAGAAAUCAACAAUACGAGCUCGAAGCACCACAAGAACAAUAACUCCAAGACUGUGAUCAAAGCAAACGUCUACUUGAAUCAUCCAGAGAUUACUUUUCCGAUUCCUGUGGAGCUGCCCAAGGAAGCUGGAACACAAUCUGUGCCAAAUCUCGCCAAAUCGCUCCCGACCUGCAUCGACCACGCCGAAAUCAAGAAGUCUAACCUCGACUACCACAAAUACAACGCUUUGGCCUACGAAUGCAGCGCUUCUAAAGACGAAGAAGCGAAGAAGUUCCUCAGCGACUUCGGUAUCUUCGGUCCGAUGGGCAACGGAGUCACCACAGUUCUUCGCAGAAGUUCCCGAAACUCCAUCGAUGGCGACGUCAUCCAGCAAAUACGCAAGAAUUCGAAGAAUCUCGUCGACGCCAAGCGUCGCAAUUCCAGCGCACAGGAAGAGCACGAGUACUUAAAAACAGUCGUCGCGCGAUUAAAGAAGGAACUGGCGGAACAGGAUGUGAAGUAUGGAGCUCUCCAAUCGGAACUAUUCGAAACAAGAAAAGAUCUUACCUGCAAAGAGAGCGAAGUUAUCAAACUUCAAAGAGAAAUUCAUAAACUGAAGAGCGUAUUACAACAAACCACGAGUUUUAAUCAAGAUGGCGAUAUUCUCACGAGUUUGCAAGAAAAGCACGCAAUGGCAAAUAGAGUGCCUCAAAGCCAACAGUCCCUCAACAGUAGCUGCAUACUAAAGAAGCAAGGUGUAUCCGCCGAAUCCAGUGAUUCCACAGGUCAAGCCAGUGACAUAACGCUCACGAAACAUGAUAAAGACUUCAGGUCUAAACAACUUAUCAAAGACGCCAUCAUGGACAAUAACUUCUUACAAAAUUUAGAUACGUCACAAGUUAGAGAAAUAGUGGAUUGUAUGUACCUUAGAGAAUUUCCCACAGGCACUUAUGUUAUACGAGAAGGGGAAGCAGGCGCCCAUUUGUUUGUUUCUGCAGAAGGAGAUUUCGAAGUUAUGAAGGAAGACAAGGUGUUGGGUCGUAUGGGGCCAGGAAAAGCGUUCGGAGAAUUGGCGAUUUUGUAUAACUGUACUAGAACUGCUUCCAUAAGGGUGGUUGUUGACUCGAAAGUAUGGGUUUUAGACAGAAAAGUAUUUCAACAAAUUAUGGUUCGAACAGGACUGCAAAGAUUACAAGACAACAUCAAUUUUCUUAGAUCUGUACCUCUUUUGCAAAAUCUCAGUAACGAAGUUUUGGCUAAGAUCGCUGACGUUUUAGAAGUCGAAUUCUAUCCUGCUGGUGUCUACAUCAUCAGACAAGGAGCGAACGGCGAUACCUUCUUUAUAAUCAGUAGCGGAUCUGUUAAAGUUACUCAACGCAAACCAGAAUCUAUGGAAGAUGAAGAUGAAAUAAGAGUUCUGCAACGUGGUGACUAUUUUGGAGAACAAGCCUUACUAAAAGAGGACUGUAGAACUGCUAACAUUAUUGCGAUGCAUCCAGGUGUGGAAUGUCUGACUCUUGAUCGAGAGUCAUUCAAACAAUUAAUCGGAGACCUGAGUGAAAUCAAAGAAAAAGAUUACGGAGACGACCAAAGAUUAAAUAGACAGAUAAACACACACUUGGAAAAACAAGAAUACGACUAUAUUAAUUUGGACGAUUUAGAAGUGAUUGCUACGCUUGGUAUUGGAGGAUUCGGCCGAGUAGAAUUAGUUCAAUACACCAGCGAUAAAUCGCUAACUUUUGCUCUUAAGUGCCUAAAAAAACAGCACAUUGUGGAUACACAACAGCAGGACCACGUUUUCAGUGAAAGAAAUAUAAUGAUGAGUUGUCGAAAUAAAUUCAUUUGUAGAAUGUACAGAACUUUCAAAGAUUCAAAGUACGUGUACAUGCUACUAGAAGGGUGUCUUGGGGGCGAAGUUUGGACAAUUCUUCGAGACAGAGGCUGUUUUGACGAAGACACCACGAAAUUUAUUACUGGCUGUGUACUAGAAGCAUUCGAAUACUUACACAGCAGAGGCAUAAUUUAUCGUGAUUUAAAACCUGAAAAUCUUCUUUUGGAUAGAAAUGGUUACGUGAAGCUUGUAGAUUUUGGUUUUUCUAAGAGACUAGGUUACAGCAGCAAAACAUGGACGUUUUGCGGAACUCCAGAAUAUGUAGCUCCUGAAACUAUAUUAAACAAAGGACACGAUAGGUCCGUGGAUUAUUGGGCUCUUGGGAUAUUAAUGCAUGAACUGUUAACAGGAAAUCCUCCUUUUACGGCGUCUGAUCCUAUGAAAACGUAUAAUCUAAUAUUGAAAGGAAUUGAUAUGAUUGAUUUCGCUAAACACCAUAUAGGACGAUCAGCUCAAAGCCUUAUUAAAAAACUGUGCAGGGAUUCGCCUUCGGAGCGACUGGGAUAUCAGAAAGGUGGAAUUCAGGAUAUUAAAAAACACAAGUGGUUCCAAGGUUUUGACUGGGAUGGUUUAAUAACUCAGACAUUACCAUCUCCCAUUAAACAGACAGUUAGAGGACCUUGCGACACAACAAACUUUGACUGUUUUGGUAAAGAUAACGACAUUCCUCCGGAUGAACUUUCUAACUGGGAUUUGGAAUUUUGAGAAAAAAUUGUACUACGUAUUUUAUAAGUAUUUUUUAAAUGUCUCAUCAUCCGGAAAUCUCAUGUUGGUCUAGUCUAAAAUCAUCAAACAAAGAAUUCAGAAACAUAUCUGAUUACUUAAUUAAUUAUGAAUACAUUUUGUAACAGCAAAAAUAAUAUGGACAAUAAAGCUAUUUGUAUGAAACAAUAAACUUUUAAUAUCUUACCA